Messenger RNA from Arctia plantaginis, 597 nucleotides. The record is from the annotation of a GenBank genome assembly. Lineage: Eukaryota; Metazoa; Arthropoda; Insecta; Lepidoptera; Erebidae.
AUGGCAUCGGUACCGAAGACUAAAUUAUCAGACACCGAUAGUUCCGACGCCGGUUCAAGUUUCAUAGAUUACUUUAGUGAGGUUUUCAGUCCCGUAAAUUUGAUUAUUUCGGCCAUAAUCUGUGUAUUUCUCUAUAAGAUAUAUUCAAAAUUCACAAAGGUGCCUGUGGACACACCGGCGUUGGAGUUACCCAAAAUUCGUAAAGAUAUGACUGUGUCGGAACUUCGUCAGUAUGAUGGAAAUCAGCCUGAUGGGAGGGUUUUAGUGGCUGUGAACGGUUGGAUAUUCGACGUGACGCGAGGUCGGCGAUUUUACGGUCCCGGUGGACCAUAUGCAGCGUUUGGGGGAAAAGAUGCAUCAAGAGGCCUAGCUACAUUCUCAGUUACUUCAUCAGACAAAGAGUAUGAUGAUCUCAGUGACCUUAACUCAAUAGAAAUGGAUUCAGUCAAGGAGUGGGAGGCACAAUUCAGAGAGAAGUACGAGUUAGUAGGAAGAUUAUUGAAGCCCGGAGAAGAACCCAGAAAUUAUUCAGACGAAGAACCAGAAGAAACAGACACCUCAACGAAUACACCCGUAGAAGAGAAGAAAGAGCAGUAG